UGCAAACCUGGCGGUACUUCUCCCGAUAUGCCCCAACCCCUGUGAUUAACAGUAAAAUACGCCUAUGCCUAGGCCCAUAUCGUUGGCCUGAAUAUUCUGUAGAUUCUAGGUAAUUAAAUGCCGUUAAUAAUUAUAUGUGGAUUUCCUAGUAGUGGUAAAAGUAAACGAUCCAAGGAUGCCAAAUGCUACUUUGAAGAAAAGCACAGCAAGCAAGUAAUUAUUGUCGGAGAUCAUGGAAUAGACAGAAAUCAAGUGUAUAAUGAUUCAAAAAAUGAAAAAGAUGUACGUGGGUCUCUUAAGUCUGGGGUUCAAAGAGUCAUCUCAAAAGAGGAUGUUGUAAUUGUUGAUUCUUUGAACUACAUAAAAGGUUUUCGAUAUGAAUUAUUUUGUGUAGCCAAGUCAGCUCAAACACCUCACUGUAUUAUUCACUGUGCAGUCAGUCCUGAAACUGCUAAGCAGUGGAAUGCAUCAAGAUCAGAACAAGAGCGAUACACAAAUGAAAUCUUUGAUGGUUUGGUGAUGAGAUUUGAAGCACCAGAUUCUAGAAAUCGAUGGGACUCACCAUUGUUUACUGUACUUCCAGACGAUGAGUUGCCAUGCCAACAAAUUUAUGAUGCUGUGUAUUUACGGAAAGCACCUCCUCCCAAUAUGUCCACUGUAUCUCAACCUCUCUCAUCAACCAGCUUCUUGCAUGAAUUGGACAAAAUAACUCAAGAUAUCGUAAUGGCUGUCUUGAAUGCUCAAAAAAUGAGUCUACCCGGUGACGAAGUCAGCUUACCAAAAGCAACAGAAAAGAUUAAAUUGGUGAGACAUGUUACGGCAUCAGAACUAAGAAGAUGGCGGCAACAGUUUGUAUCGUAUACCAAGCAGCAUCCAGUAGAGAACACAGAUGUGAUACCAAAUAUGUUUGUGCAGUACCUUAACAACAGUCUUGUGUGAACAUCGAAUAACAGA
This is a messenger RNA of Anneissia japonica, 954 nucleotides long. RefSeq names its product protein KTI12 homolog. Lineage: Eukaryota; Metazoa; Echinodermata; Crinoidea; Comatulida; Comatulidae. The record is from RefSeq and is a predicted model, not a curated record. The transcript has 9 exons. The coding region runs from base 118 to 939 and encodes 273 amino acids.